GACUCAGUCUUGGAGACACAAAGUCCGGAUUCACGAGCAGGGUCAUUCAUUUCGCAGCAGGGCGGUGCGGAGACGCUUUUAUAAUAACAAAGAAGGGCUGACUUUGAUGGUACAGUCAAAACAGUCUAUAUGUUCUGCCUGAAUGAACCGGAUACUGGAGCGAAUUCAGCUGACGACCGACGGGAACUUCUAAUGGACAUAUAAUAACAUUAUUCACUCUCUAAAAAGCCUUGCACUUACAUUUGCUGGCAGACAGAUAAUUCAAUAUUAUUUCUCACUCCAAGGGGAUUAAAGGUGUUUUUCUCUUACUGUAUUUCGCGCGAGGGCAAAAUGAAGAUGAAAUCUAGAGAGGAGAGUUUGAAUACUUCUGGAGAAUGUGACGGGUCCAAUGACUUGCUGACAGGUAACCCUCCCUCAGGCCAGAGCAGAAAGAACAUGAAGCAGCGCUUCCUCAAACUUCUGCCCUGCUGUCAUGUGGACUCCACACCAGUCAGGCAAAACAGUAUAGAGGAGGAUUUUGAGCUUGCCACUGUGUGCUACAGGCCGGAUAGUCUGGAAAAAAUGAUGGAACAGACCAAAUUCUCUAAAACAGAGCUACAAAUCCUCUAUAGAAGUUUCAAAAAUGAAUGUCCCUCUGGAUUAGUAAAUGAAGAGACUUUUAAGUUAAUCUACUCUCACUUUUUUCCUCAUGGAGAUUCUAGCGCAUAUGCACAUUUCCUGUUUGAGGCUUUUGACAGACACAAAAACGGAGCAAUAAGCUUUGAGGACUUUGUGGUUGGCCUGUCAAUCAUCUUGCGUGGUACCGUCACUGAUAGACUGUGCUGGGCCUUUAGUUUGUAUGAUCUUAAUAAAGAUGGCUGCAUCACUAAAGAGGAGAUGAAUGAUAUUAUGAAGUCUAUUUAUGAUAUGAUGGGGAAGUAUACGCAUCCGUGCAUGAAGGACAGUGCACCUAGAGAACAUGUUGAAAGUUUCUUCCAGAAAAUGGAUCGCAACAAUGAUGGUGUCGUCACAAUGGAGGAGUUCCUGGAGUCGUGUCAAAAGGAUGAGGCCCUCAUGGAGUCCAUGCAGAUGCUGGAUCACGUGAUUUAGCUCUGCAUGACGAUCUCUGGAAGUUUUUUGAUCUGUUGUGGUGUCUGCCUGAUGACUUCCUCCAUCUUGCACCUACUAAAAAAGAGCGACAGUGAACACCUGAGCAGGUGCAAAGUGAGCAUGCCAUGUUAUUUUACACCCUGAGGAUGAAAUGAUGUCUUUGACGAUCAGCUGUUGUGCGCCACUGUCUUUGCAUUGUUUUUCUUCGUUUAAUAUAAUGUGAAGAGAUAUUUAAAGCCAGUUCAACAAAAAAGCUCUUUCGUUUUUUUUAUGUUUACUAGUUAUACAGUAUAUAAGUGCACUAACACCUUAUAUCAUAUCACUGUUAUGUUUCCCACAGAUAGGAAUGUGUGAAAAAUACAAUCUACAGGCAUUAUUCAUGUCAGAUGUAAUUUAUUUAGAUUAUGUUGUAACACAAUACUUUAAAAUAUGUGUAUAUGCAGCCAUUUACAAUCAAUAUCACUGAUGGGAAAGAUUAUGGAAUUGGCUGAAUUCGACGUAACGGACUAUGCAAAAGUGCAAUAGUUUUUGGUAGAUUCGCACUAAUGAUGUUUUAAAUUCUCCCUAAUAAAUACAUUUAUAUAUUUAUGUUUAUUUAUCCUUUUCUUUUUUAUGGAUUUCAGUUCAUGUAGUAUAUUUAUUUAGUUCAUUUUGUAUAUAUAUCGUUUAAAUGUCAAUUAUAGACUACCGUAACAUUUUGAGUAGAUGAUGCAUUUGUUAAGAUGUUUGAGCU
Messenger RNA from Cyprinus carpio (common carp), 1822 nucleotides. It is a transcript of the gene kcnip2, whose product is annotated as Kv channel interacting protein 2. The transcript is spliced from 9 exons. Gene Ontology annotation, cellular component: voltage-gated potassium channel complex. Gene Ontology annotation, biological process: regulation of potassium ion transmembrane transport. The record is from RefSeq and is a predicted model, not a curated record. Gene Ontology annotation, molecular function: calcium ion binding; potassium channel regulator activity. Bases 331 to 1089 code for a protein of 252 amino acids. NCBI's taxonomy places the organism in Eukaryota, Metazoa, Chordata, Actinopteri, Cypriniformes, Cyprinidae.